CUCUUUCUCCUCGUUCGUGUUAAUGGCGCAGCGCGGCAACGGCCGCUUCCAAGGUUCCACCACUCCUCCACCCGAUGCCUCCCUUCCAGCCAUUAGCACAUGAGCUCCACCUCUCGCGCCGCGCUCUCCCCGAGUCCCGAUGUCACGGGCGCCUCCCGCGUUGGCGGCUCCGGCCAACUCCACGUUCUCCCACCUCUUCCAGCUCUGCGCCCGCGGCGGCCGCGCUGCCCUCGACGCCGGGCGAGCCGCUCACGCGCGCAUGCUCGUGUCCGGGUUCGUCCCGACAGCCUUCGUCUCGAACUGCCUCCUGCAGAUGUACGCCCGCUGCGCGGACGCCGCGUACGCUCGCAGGGUGUUCGACGCGAUGCCCCACAGGGACACCGUCUCGUGGAACACCAUGCUCACCGCGUAUUCGCACUGCGGAGACAUCGCGACCGCGGUAUCACUGUUCGAUGCAAUGCCAAAUCCGGAUGUCGUGUCAUGGAACACGCUCGUCUCAAGCUAUUGUCAGCGUGGCAUGUAUGGCGAGUCUGUGGCCCUGUUUCUGGAGAUGGCUCGCUCUGGUGUUGCCUCCGACCGGACAACGUUCGCUGUCCUUCUGAAGUCGUGCGGUGCUCUGGACGACUUGGCACUCGGUGUGCAAAUCCAUGCGUUGGCGGUGAAGGCAGGGUUAGAUAUUGAUGUCCGGACUGGGAGUGCUCUCGUGGACAUGUAUGGCAAGUGCGGCAGUUUGGAUGACGCGUUCUUCUUCUUUUAUGGAAUGCCCGAGAGGAACUGGGUCUCGUGGGGUGCAGCCCUUGCUGGGUGCGUUCACAAUGAGCAGUACACGCGUGGAUUGGAGCUGUUCAUGGAGAUGCAGAGGUCAGGGAUGGGAGUGAGCCAGCCGGCUUAUGCCAGUGUCUUUAGAUCCUGCGCAGCAAAAUCAUGUCUGAGCACUGGAAGGCAGUUGCAUGCACAUGCCAUAAAGAAUAACUUCAAUACCGACCGUAUUGUUGGGACAGCUAUUGUCGAUGUUUAUGCUAAGGCUAAUAGCUUGGUGGAUGCUAAAAGGGCAUUCUUUGGGUUGCCCAGCCAUACAGUACAAACGUGCAAUGCCAUGAUGGUUGGGCUUGUGCGCGCUGGGCUUGCAAAUGAGGCCUUGGAACUGUUUCAGUUCAUGACCAGGUCAGGCAUUGGUUUUGAUGCAGUCAGUUUAUCGGGCAUCUUCAGUGCCUGUGCAGAGAUUAAGGGGUAUUUAAAAGGGCUACAAGUCCACUGCUUAGCAAUGAAAUCAGGUUUUGAGACGGAUAUCUGUGUCAGAAAUGCAAUUCUUGAUCUGUAUGGGAAGUGCAAAGCAUUGGUUGAAGCAUACUUUAUCUUCCAGGAUAUGGAGGAACGAGAUUCAAUCUCUUGGAAUGCUAUUAUUGCCGCUCUUGAGCAAAAUGGGCGCUAUGAGGACACUGUAGUUCAUUUUAAUGAGAUGCUACGCUUUGGUAUGGAACCUGAUGAUUUCACAUAUGGUAGUGUCCUUAAGGCUUGUGCAGCCUUACAAUCUUUGGAGUUUGGUUUGAUGGUUCAUGACAAAGUCAUCAAGUCAGGACUUGGUUCAGAUGCUUUUGUAGCUAGCACUGUUGUUGACAUGUACUGUAAAUGUGGUAUGAUGACAGAUGCUCAGAAACUCCAUGACAGAAUUGGGAAGCAAGAACUUGUUUCAUGGAAUGCCAUCAUGUCAGGAUUUUCACUGAACAAACAGAGUGAGGAUGCCCAGAAAAUCUUCUCACAGAUGUUAGAUAUUGGACUUAAGCCUGAUCAUUUCACCUAUGCUACAAUUCUUGACACUUGUGCUAACCUAGCUACCAUUGAGAUCGGGAAACAAAUCCAUGGUCAGAUAAUUAAGCAAGAAAUGCUGGUAGAUGAAUAUAUAUCCAGCACCCUUAUAGACAUGUACGCCAAGUGUGGGUACAUGCAAGACUCACUGCUAAUGUUUGAGAAGGCACAGAAACGGGAUUUCGUGUCAUGGAAUGCUAUGAUAUGCGGCUAUGCGCUGCAUGGUCAAGGAGCAGAAGCACUCAAGAUGUUUGAUAGGAUGCAAAGGGAGGAUGUGGUUCCGAACCAUGCAACUUUUGUUGCUGUGCUCCGGGCUUGCAGCCAUGUUGGUCUGCUGGAUGAUGGAUGUUGUUACUUCCAUCAGAUGACCACCCGCUACAAACUGGAACCACAACUGGAGCACUUUGCUUGCAUGGUAGAUAUACUAGGACGGUCAAAGGGACCGCAGGAAGCUCUGAAGUUUAUUGGCACCAUGCCUUUUGAAGCGGAUGCAGUCAUCUGGAAGACUCUCCUAAGCGUUUGCAAGAUCCAUCAGGAUGUUGAGGUGGCUGAACUUGCUGCCGGCAAUGUUCUACUACUGGAUCCUGAGGAUUCUUCAGUUUACAUUCUUCUGUCAAAUGUAUAUGCAGGAUCAGGGAAAUGGGCUGAUGUUUCAAGGACAAGAAGGUUAAUGAAGCAGGGAAGGCUUAAGAAGGAACCUGGCUGUAGCUGGAUUGAGGUGCAAAAUGAGAUGCAUGGAUUCCUUAUAGGAGAUAACGUCCAUCCAAGAUCGAGGGAGCUGUAUGACAUGCUGCAUGAUUUGAUUGAUGAGAUGAAACUGUCCGGAUAUGACCCUGAUUCAGCUUCUUUUGCUGAGGUUGACGAAGAGGGCAGUGCAUCCGAGCAAGAUGAUUUACUUGGAAUGGUUGGUGGCUAAUCAGUCCUGUAUUGAGGUUCCAAUCUACCAUUUUAUUACAAAGCUCUGAACUUAAUCUCCCCUGCAGCUGAGACAGUGAUACUGCAAAAGAUGCUCAGGCAGAACUCUGAAACUGUUUUCCCUGGCAUGUCACUGUAUCGUAAAAUGGUUUUGUUGAUCUCAUGAGUGUAUGAAAUUCACAAACGUUGGAAGACAAACUGGUGCAGAUAUUUUGCUAUAUAUAUGAUAGACUUGGCAAUUGUGAUUGUUUCCUCCACUUAUGCUGGUACAGGCUUGUAUAAAGGCACUUGACCAAAUGUACCAGAAGACUUUCUGAUUAGGUUGAGCGAGCUUAUUUGUUAUACAGUUUCUCUAAAGCAGAAUCCGAGGAUAGUAUUUGAUAUGCUUGUAUGCCAGACGUUUUGAGAAGAAGCUUGGGAUUAUAACAAGGGAAGUCAAACUUCCCAGAAGAUGCAAGGUCUUGCAAGCAUUAUCCAGUGCUAAAUGUACUCAAGAGAGUGUACAAGUUUGCAAAUAGCUCCACUGAACAAGCUUAGGACACAAGUGCUCUUCCCAACAUGUUAUUAUAUAAGUGCGGCAACUUCAAUCGAUCGAUUGAAUGUGGCAAUAGAGAUCAAUAUGUACACUCAGUUGUCUGCUUAUCCAAGAAGAACCAGUUAAGAAGCUGAGGCUAACUUUGAAUGUUUGUGAUUUUUUGUUGUCGAGGAAACACUUCCCAAGCACUUCAGAUGCAAUUAACACUGAUGGUCAAGGAUAGUUAUCAUGCCUGACAUGACAAAGGUAAAAUGGAGGAAAAUCUUGAUGCGUAUUGUGCGAAGUAUUGAAAAGCACCCGCGGAGCAAUGAUCAGCCAGGCGGUUACAACUAACAAGAAAUGAGCAGGAAAGCUACAAGCACGCUCUCUAAUAGUGACACAAUCUCUGGCAGGGUCUAUCAACCUAAAUGUUGAUGCUGCUUUGAUAUGUGAUCAGCUGAGAGGGGCGGGGGCGCUCCUUUUGCCUUUGUGGCAGAAUACGGCCGAUGUCCUAUCGCGUUACUACCAUGUUAGCGCAGUCGGUGGGAGCAACCGAGUGAUCAUCAAGGUCAAUAGGGGUUUCGUGGCCUAGUUAAAGUUAUGUUUGAGCACUGCCCAAGAGCCCAUAAUUAGUAGCCAUGCAAGUUAGUGAUCCAUAGUUCCUGGUCGGAGGAUCCACCAGAUUUUCUUGUAGUACCAGUUGGUACACGAAACAACCCUGUCUGCUAGUUAAUGUAGUCCGUUUUGCUGUCAAAAAAUAAAUAAGAAAUAACUGCUGCACAUAAAGCCCCCUUGAUUCAUUACUGAAUCAACUGGAGAAUGACCGUGAUGCAUACUACCAGUUACAUGGUUUAUUAUAGUUGAGAGCUCCCAGUAAA
Molecule: messenger RNA, 4113 nt
Organism: Hordeum vulgare subsp. vulgare (domesticated barley)
Lineage: Eukaryota; Viridiplantae; Streptophyta; Magnoliopsida; Poales; Poaceae
Product: pentatricopeptide repeat-containing protein At3g02330, mitochondrial
Exons: 6
Coding region: 140-2722 (860 amino acids)
Biological process (GO): RNA modification
Molecular function (GO): RNA binding; protein binding
Source: RefSeq, a predicted model, not a curated record